GGCGGGCAGUGUGGCCUGAGCGCCCUGCGAGGGAGGAGUGAAGAGUUGGCCCUCGUCACUGGGUUUUCGCGCUGUUCCCGUUCAGUGUUCACAAGUCCCGGGUGUUCCAUCGCCAGCGUGGCCUUUUUCUCGCUCUUCAUACUCGGCCGUGACCUGCUUGGCUGUGUGCGUGUGCUUUCUAUUUUUAUUCUCUGAUUUUUCGCUCUAUAUUUUUUUUUGUGCUAAUCGAAGAAAGCUAAGCAUGAUCACACAGCCUUCACUAUGAGGAAGGAUUGAUCCCUUCUGAAGAAGAUAAAUGAAGAAAGAAUGAAAUAAGAAAAAUCCAGAGAGAGAAAAGAAGGAAGGAGUAAAAGAAAGAGGGAAGCAACAAACAAGAAGCAAAGAAAAAGAGAGAAAAGUUAGAGAGAGAAAGGAAGUGAAUUAACAAACACGAAUAGAAGAAAGAGAGAGAGAAAGCGAACAAAGAAAAGAGGAGACAUAGGCUAAUAAAAGUGGGAGUAUUUGCAUGACGAAGUCGAAGCUAGGGGGAGGAGGAGGAGGAGUAGGAGGAGGAGGAGCAGGAGGAGGUGGUGGAGGAGGUGGGGAUCUUCUUACCAUGGAGGGGAGCAACCACCACCACCACCACCACAACACUACCCCCUCCUGCACGAAGAACAAAGGGUGCUUCGUGGGACGCGGCGUCGGGGUUCUGCUGGGAGUGAUGUUCGUGAGUGGUCUGGUGGCGACGGGGCUGCUUGUUUACUACUACGCCCCGCACGAGAAACAGACGCAGGACGAGGCUGUGCUGGUGCCGCGUGUUCAGACCAACGUGCGCAGGGCACCCAACACGAGGAAGCGGUUCAACUGCACCACCCGGAGGUUUGGGGGCACUAGAGGAACUGAAACUACCACAGCCACUACUUUUCCAUCCACCACCCCCUCCAGCACCCCGAGUCUUCUCAGUACCUUUGUACCCUUUGAGGAAGAACCGGAUGUACGUCUCCCUCGAACGCUCCGGCCCUUACACUACUUGGUGAAGCUGCAGCCGCUCAUCAACGGGAACCUGAGCAUCCUUGGCUACAUGGAGGUGGAGAUGGAGGUGCUGGAGGCCACUGUUAACAUCACACUGCACAUCGCCGACAUCAUCACUCACAAUGAUACUAUCAGGGUUACCACGCCUGGCGACCUGGACGGCCCAGGACUUAAGAUCAGAAAACAUGAGUACGACCACGAGAGGCAGUUUUAUUUGGCCCACCUGGAGGAGCCGCUGGUCGAGGGGGAAAAGUACGUCCUCUCAAUGGGAUUCGAGGGUCACCUGAACGACCAGCUGCACGGCUUCUACAGGUCCACCUACAGGGACUCUGACGGCACGGAGAAGGCGAUGGGCGUGACACAGUUCCAGGCGACAGACGCGCGACGAGCCUUCCCGUGUUUUGACGAGCCGGCCCUCAAGGCCACCUUCGAGGUGUACCUCGGCCGCCAGAUGAACAUGACCACCAUUUCCAACAUGCCCAUCAUUGAAACAAUUCCCAUGCUGAAUCAGAAGGGGUGGGUGUGGGACCACUAUGACACCACUGUUCCCAUGUCCACCUACCUUGUGGCUUUUGUUGUGUCAGACUUCGCCAAUCUUUCCACCAUCGCCAAUAACAAGACACUCUUUAGAGUGUGGGCGCGGGAGUCCGCCAUCCGGCAGGCUGAGUUCGCGCAGCAGGUGGGGCCGCCCAUCUUGCUGUAUUUCGAGGAUUACUUCAACCAGUCUUACCCGCUGCCCAAACAAGACAUGAUUGCAAUCCCAGACUUCUCUGCCGGCGCCAUGGAAAACUGGGGCCUCAUCACGUACAGGGAGACAGCGAUGCUCUACGACGCGCGAGUGUCCGCCGCCUCCAACAAACAGUACGUGGCGGCGGUGGUGGCGCACGAGCUGGCGCAUCAGUGGUUCGGUAAUCUGGUAACGCCUCGCUGGUGGACAGACCUGUGGCUUAACGAAGGGUUCGCUUCUUAUGUCGAAUACAUCGGUGUGAAUCACGUGGCCCCGACGUGGCAGGUGAUGGAACAGUUCGUGCUCAACGAGUUACACAUAGUGUUUGGAUUGGAUAGUCUGGAGUCCUCACACCCAAUCAGCAUUCCUGUGGGUCACCCUGACGAGAUCAGCCAGAUAUUUGACAGAAUUUCAUAUGCCAAAGGUGCUUCCAUCAUCCGCAUGAUGAACCACUUCCUGACGGAAGCGGCCUUCAGGCACGGCCUCAGCACCUACUUGGACGCCUUCAAGUACGACAACGCAGAGCAGGACGACUUGUGGCGGCACCUGACGGAGGCGGCGCACGAGGCCAGUACGCUGCCCCUCAACCUCACCGUCAAGACCAUCAUGGACACGUGGACGCUGCAGAUGGGCUACCCCGUCAUCAAGGUGGAGCGGAGCGCCGACGGCACUUCGGCCACUGUCUCGCAGGAGCGGUUCCUGCUGGUCAAGGACGACAACGCCGACGACACGCACGACUACAAGUGGUGGGUGCCGCUGACGUACACGAGCCAAGACCAGCCUGACUUCAGCCAGACGCAGGCCAAGGUGUGGAUGAAGGACUCGGAGGCGCAGGUCACCGUCACCUCCCUGCCGCCCAAGGACCACUGGGUCAUCUUCAACCUGCAGCAGACCGGCUACUACAGGGUCAACUACGACGACCACAACUGGAACCUGCUGAUCCAGCAGCUGCUCACCGACCACCGCGCCAUCGCCACCGUCAACAGGGCGCAGAUCAUCGACGACGCCAUGAAUCUCGCUAAGGCUGGUCAGAUGACUUACGGUACGGCUCUAGGGGUUUACAACUACUUAGGAACUGAAACAGAAUUCGUUCCCUGGGCCGCAGCCAUUGACAACUUGGCCUACCUGAAGGAGAUGUUCGCCCGCACAGGAGGCUAUGGAGCCCUCAAGAACUACCUGCUGGACAUCCUAGUUCCGCUGUACGACUCAGUAGGCUUCCAGGACCGCGACAAUGACCCGUUGCUUAACCAAUACAAGAGACAGAAGGCAUUGUCGUGGGCCUGCCAGUUGGAGCACCCAGACUGUCUGCGAAACGCCGCCGCCAGCUACGUCGCGUGGAUGGCUGAUCCAUCGAACAGCAGCAUUAUCUCUCCAAACCUCAAGUCCACCGUGUACUGCCACGCCAUCGCCUCUGGCGGAGAGAAGGAGUGGAACUUCGCCUGGGAGCAGUACCUCGCUUCCAACGUGGGCUCCGAGAAGAACCGGCUCCUUUCUGCAAUGGGCUGUACCAAACAUAUUUGGAUCCUUUCAAGAUAUCUGGAGAUGGCGUUCAGCUCAGACAGCGGCAUCAGGAAGCAGGACGCCUUCAGAGUUUUCGGCACGGUGGCCAACAACGAUGUGGGUCAGCCGCUGGCCUGGUCCUUCCUGCAGGAUCGCUGGCACGACAUUUACGAGUUCUACGGUAAAGCUAAGUCCCGCCUCAUUAAGUCUGCCACCAGGAGCUUCAACACCCAUUUGCAGCUGAAGGAGCUUCGGUUGUUCCAUCGCGAACACAAAGAGGACCUGGGCUCAGCGUCCCGGGCGGUGCAGCAGGUCAUCGAGCGCACCAAGGUCAAGAUCGCCUGGAUGCGCACGAAUUAUGACGUCAUUGUGGAGUGGCUGGACGCUAAUGGAUACUCCACGAAGCUCAGGAAUGCCUAGUAACACCCUUCUCUCUCUCUCUCUCUCUCUCUCUCUCUCUCUCUCUCUCUGUCCUACUCCCAUCCCUUCAUACAUGUCGUUUUUUUUUUCUUUUAUCGUUCAUCGUUUCCUGUUCUUCCUUUCUUCUUUCUUUUUUACUUUCUUCCUUCAUUCAUUUAUGCAAUCGUCCCUUUGCUCCUUCCUCACGCUUUAUUUUUCUCUCCCUUUAUCUAUUGAUGUUCCGAGAUCUUUUUCUUUCUUUCCUUUUUCUUUUAGAUUCUUUCCUUCACACACUUUUCUCUCAUACACUUCCUUUCCUUCUUCCUCUGUUCAUUGCAUCUUUUUUCCCUCUUGUUUUCAGUUUAUUGACGUUUUCCUACCAUUUUUUGCUUUCUGCUCCUUUUGUUUUCGUCUCCAAACCUUAAUAAGUUCUGGUAUGAUAAAUAUUUUUGUUCUGGAAAUUUCUUUAUUUCACUUAUUAAUCUAUAAUUCACUAUUAAAAUAAGGUGAUUAGAGAAUAGUGACAUAUGUUUUACUCUGAGAUUAUUAUUUUGGCUCAAGUCUUUUCUUGAUUUAGAAGGAUUAUUCUGCAUAUAUAAAAUUUUGGAUCCUUACAGUAUUCUUACUGAUUUUGAAGUGAAGCAGACUAUUCAAGUAUCCUUAAUAGUUUAGCCAUAUUAGUAUUAGCUCACUCAGGGUUCAUUUUACUCUAUUAGCGUGUGCUUAUUAUUUUUAUAAUAACGUUAAAGCAUUUUCAAUACAAUUUUUAUUUAUUUAUUUUUUUCACUUAUUUCAGGAAGUAUACUCCAUAUUUAACUUGCCUUGCCUUUCUAUUUCUUCCCCCUUUUUCUUUUUACUGACGUAUGUAUAUCAUCCUUCUUUUCCUUUCUUCCUAUGUAUUCAUUAAGCCUUCCUUUCUUCUCCUUUCAUUUCCAUCACUUUCUUCUUUUCAUCCUCUUCUGGUGGAAGUGGUCUUGACACCUUCCAAAUCGGCUGUCCUAUUUGCUCCUUUAUUCUCAGCGUUCAAAAACUCAUCUACUCAACAGUCAGUCUUAUCACACCUUCCACAAACAAACUUCUACUACCUCAAGCUAGCCGCUACACCCUAAGGUUUUGUCCUCGCCCCACUAAUCCCACCGCAAAUUCCUUUUAUCACUCAUGCAUCCUCAUAUAAGUCAACCUUCCUUCUAUUACACCACAAGCACUAUUUAGCGCAAACACUGACACCUGCUUCUCACCUCCUACAAUGUCUUCCUUUCCUAAUACUGACAAAAAAAAUGUAAGAACUAAUGGUAUGCAUUUAUGAAAGCCAUGAAGUUGUAUACAGCCAUACAUACUCCUUUAGAAUAUUCAUUGUAUAUUUUCUUUAAUGUGGUAGCGAAGUGUUGGAAUCGCCAGAAGGUUUCGUUCGAUCCUCCUUGUCUGUAACCAUUCCAUGUAGUUGUUCGAUUCAAGUUCAAGCGUGUCUUAGUACCCCUUUACUGCCCAUUAUAGAUACUGCCAAAUUAUAUCUCAUAUUUACCAUGCCAGUGUGUCUCUGUUUUUAGUCAAGUGUGUGUUAAUUAGGGUAUUUGUUCAUUUAUAUCUCUCUUUUCCUCCGCCUGUAGCCUUACAGAGCACUAGUGGUGGAGGAGGAUGUAAUUAAACAAUGCGUUGUGACAGGUGUGAAGAGGAGGUGUCGCCGAUCUAACUGGAUAUUGAUUGACUCUCACUUUCUCUGGUUUGUGUGUGUGUGUGUGUGUGUGUGUGUGUGUGUGUGUGUGUGUGUGUGUGUGUGUGUGUGUGUGUGUGUGUGUGUGUGACUGGUUUGGCAAAGGAGCACGGCAAAGAAAGAAACAGUAGACAGUUAUCAUACUGUUUUUCUACAAAAAAGAUGAAUUUGGUCAUAUGCAAACAUUGCAGUUACGAUCAUGCUAAAUUUUCAGGUAAUGACAUGUACAAGUUUCUUAUACAUAAGAAUGUUAGAUUAAAACAAUAAGGCUAUUAAAUACUUACAGAGAAGGUUUCCCGCCUCAGGUUAUUUACGGCGUGUUUCUGGGGCGUCCUCGUAAAGGACAAGUAAAGGGUGUCGACACCAGGCCGAGAACUGAAAGCGCCGCAGCUCCUCGCCGGGCACGAGACGUGUGUGACGCGUUUGCUUUGAGAUGAGUCACAUGACGUACUGCCACACUCCGCUUUCUUUCAAUAUCUAUAAUUUAUA
Scylla paramamosain (green mud crab) is the source of this 5837-nucleotide messenger RNA. Its product is annotated as aminopeptidase N-like. The transcript is spliced from 18 exons. The coding region runs from base 506 to 3658 and encodes 1050 amino acids. The record is from RefSeq and is a predicted model, not a curated record. Gene Ontology annotation, cellular component: cytoplasm. Gene Ontology annotation, molecular function: metalloaminopeptidase activity; zinc ion binding; peptide binding. Gene Ontology annotation, biological process: proteolysis; peptide catabolic process. Lineage: Eukaryota; Metazoa; Arthropoda; Malacostraca; Decapoda; Portunidae.